This is a messenger RNA of Perca flavescens (yellow perch), 2143 nucleotides long. RefSeq names its product fem-1 homolog b (gene fem1b). The transcript is spliced from 3 exons. Gene Ontology annotation, molecular function: protein binding. The coding region runs from base 189 to 2084 and encodes 631 amino acids. Lineage: Eukaryota; Metazoa; Chordata; Actinopteri; Perciformes; Percidae. The record is from RefSeq and is a predicted model, not a curated record.
GUAAAACUCCCCAACCGGGAUCCGUAGCUUUUUCUUUUGUGGCCAUAACGGAGAAAAUACCAUUUUCAUGUGUGCAGUGGGGCUGGUUUCGACAUUUUAAUGGGAGGCGGCUCGCUUUGGACGAGUGGACAUUGCGGGCGCCAGUUGCGAAGAAGAAAGCGGGGGUCCCGGCCUCCUGUCCCGUGCAGAUGGAGUCUCUGUCCGGGUACGUGUACAAGGCAGCCAGCGAGGGCCGAGUCUUGACCCUGGCCGCGCUGCUGCACAACCACUCCGAGCCGGAUGUCCGGUACCUGCUCAACUAUGUGACCCAGGUGGCUGGGCAGAAGUCCACUCCGCUGAUCAUCGCGGCCCGGAACGGACACGACAAAGUGGUCCGGCUGCUCGUGGACCACUACAAGGUGGACACGGAACAGACCGGCACGGUUCGGUUCGACGGCUACGUCAUCGACGGCGCCACGGCGCUGUGGUGCGCGGCCGGGGCGGGGCACUUCGAGGUUGUGCGCCUGCUGCUGACUCACCGCGCCAACGUCAACCACACUACGGUCACCAACUCCACGCCGCUGCGGGCCGCCUGCUUCGACGGGCGCCUAGACAUCGUGCGCUACCUGGUGGAGCACGACGCCGACCUCCGCAUCACCAACAAGUACAACAACACGUGCCUGAUGAUCGCCGCCUACAAGGGCCACGCCGACGUGGUCAAGUUCCUGCUGGAGCGGGGCGCCGACCCCAACGCCAAGGCCCACUGCGGCGCCACGGCGCUGCACUUUGCGGCCGAGGCCGGCCACCUGGAGAUCGUCACGGAGCUGGUGCGCUGCCAAGCCGGCAUGGUCGUCAACGGACACGGCAUGACGCCGCUCAAGGUGGCCGCCGAGAGCUGCAAGGCGGACGUGGUGGAGCUUCUGCUGGCGCACGCCGACUGCGACCCGCGCAGCCGCAUCGAGGCGCUGGAGCUGCUGGGCGCCUCGUUCGCCAACGACCGCGAGAACUACGACAUCCAGCGCACGUACCACUACCUGCACAUGGCCAUGACGGAGCGCCACCGCGACCCCGACAACGUGGUGGCCAAGGAGCUGCUGCCGGCCAUCGAGGCGUACGGCGGGCGCGCCGAGUGCCGCACGCUCCCGGAGCUGGAGGCCAUCCGCGCCGACCGCGACGCGCUGCACAUGGAGGGGCUGAUGAUCCGCGAGCGCGUCCUCGGCUCGGACAACAUCGACGUGUCGCACCCGAUCAUCUACCGCGGCGCCGUCUACGCCGACAACAUGGAGUUCGAGCACUGCAUCAAGCUGUGGCUGCACGCGCUGCGCCUGCGCCAGAAGGGCAACCGCAACACGCACAAGGACCUGCUGCGCUUCGCCCAGGUCUUCUCCCAGAUGGUGCACCUCAAGGAGCGCGUGGUGGCCUCCGCCGUGGAGCAGGUGCUGAGCUGCAGCGUGCUGGAGAUCCGGCGCAGCAUGGCGCGCGUGGAGGCGGCCGCUGCAGCGGCGGCGGAGCCCGAGCUGCCACAGGCCCUGGACAACUACGAGUCCAACGUCUUCACCUUCCUGUACCUGACGUGCAUCUCCACCAAGACGACGUGCGGCGCCGAGGAGCGCGCGCGCAUCAACAAGCACAUCUACGACCUGAUCCAGCUGGACCCGCGCUCGCGGGACGGCGCCUCGCUGCUGCACCUCGCCAUCAGCUCCAACACGCCCGUGGACGACUUCCACACCAACGACGUGUGCAGCUUCCCGAGCGCGCAGGUCACCAAGCUGCUGCUGGACUGCGGCGCGCAGGUCAACGCCGUGGACCACGAGGGCAACACGCCGCUGCACGUCAUCGUGCAGUACAACCGGCCGAUCAGCGACUUCCUGACGCUGCACGCCAUCAUCAUCAGCCUGGUGGAGGCCGGCGCGCACACGGACAUGGCCAACAAGCAGAAGAAGACGCCGCUGGACAAGAGCACGACAGGCGUGUCGGAGAUCCUGCUCAAGACGCAGAUGAAGAUGAGCCUCAAGUGCCUGGCGGCGAGAGCCGUGCGCCUGCACCAGAUCACCUACCGCAACCAGAUCCCCAAAACGCUCGAGGAGUUCGUCGAGUUCCACUGAGAGGGGAAAAAAAAAUGGAACCCAAAGGACAACAAAAAAAGACUCUUUGUUCUUUUUUA